CGUCGGGCUAUAGCUUUUUUCUGAUUGGUGGCCGCUCCGGCGGCGGGUACCGUGUUGUCGGGGGGAGUGAGGAGGGGAUUGGCGACGUCGCAGUGCAGCCCCUGUCGGUCGGUUGGCUUGCACGCUGGGGGAGGGCGAAUGUGGAAUUGUGACUGGUGUUUUUCACACACAGGAAGGAGACCGGUUGGAAGGAGCUCGUGCUGUGCGGUGGGAUGACUCAUUGAAGCGUGGAUUGAACUUUUAUCUUUUUUUUUAAACACACCGAAUGUUUGCUUCUUCCGAGAAGAAGCCGACAGCUUUCUCUCCGACAUUUUGUUUUCUGGUUGACGGUGCCCGGGAGCGAAACGAAAAUGACCUUCAUGUUGUUCACGAGUUGCCGCUCAUCAAUGUGGAAGACGCCCAGUGCGGUGUGUCGAGGGAUGCGGAAAGGUUGUCUUGGUGAAAUUGCCUGUCUCAAGUGUACUGCACUAAGGUUGACAAAUCACAGAAAUGUUUGCUUCAGAAACUGCAGCAUAGUGUCUUCGAUCAACAAUCCUUUGCACAUAAGAGAUCGCUAUAACAAUUGGACAAAAGGACCAAAACGUUUGUAUUGUGGAGUUGUGGGUGCUCCUCUGCCUUGCACUUCUACCAAGAUGAGUUUUACUGGAACCCAUUGUGUAGCAGUAAGAUGGUGGCAUUCUACACAUCACAUGUAUGACGACUCCAAGGUUGAAAAAUCUCUCAAAUCUCUGAAGGAUAAGAAUAAGCGACUGGAAGAAGGUGGUCCUGUGUAUAGUCCUAUAGAACCUGAACUCCGCAAGUCCCUGAGUCAGAAGAUUGUAGAUGAAGUAAAACACUACUAUCAUGGCUUCAGGUUGUUAUGGAUUGACACAAAGAUAGCAGGCAGAAUGCUUUGGCGGAUCCUGAAUGGGUAUACUCUGUCAAGGAGAGAGCAUAGACAGUUUCUGAGGACAUGUGCUGAUCUCUUUCGCCUGGUGCCAUUCCUAGUAUUCAUCAUUGUUCCAUUCAUGGAGUUUCUUCUUCCUGUUGUCCUUAAACUUUUCCCUAACAUGCUUCCUUCAACCUUUGAGACCAAAUCAAAGAAGGAAGAAAGGUUGAAAAAGGAGCUGAGAGUGAAGCUUGAAAUGGCAAAAUUUCUUCAAGAUACAAUUGAAGAGAUUGCUCUAAGAAAUAAAGCGGCUAAGGGUGAUGUUACGAAAGACUUUUCUACUUUCUUUCAGAAGGUUCGAGAUUCUGGAGAGCGACCGAGUAAUGAGGAGAUCAUGCGUUUCUCUAAAUUGUUUGAGGAUGAGUUAACACUGGAUAACUUAACUCGACCACAGCUGGUAGCGCUUUGUAAAUUGUUGGAGCUGCAGUCAAUGGGAACCAAUAAUUUUCUACGGUUUCAACUGAUCAUGAAGCUGCGCAGCAUUCGUGCGGAUGACCAGUUGAUUGCAACAGAAGGAGUAAAUACACUGAAUGUAAAUGAGCUGCAGGCAGCUUGCCGGACCCGGGGAAUGAGAGCACUAGGGGUGACUGAAGCACGCUUACAAGAGCAACUUAAGCAAUGGUUGGAGCUCCAUCUGAACCAGCAGAUUCCAACAUCACUCUUGCUUUUGUCCAGGGCUAUGUUCCUUCCAGAUACCCUUUCACCUGCUGAUCAGCUUACAACAACUUUACAGACGUUGCCAGAUAGUGUGGCAAAGGAAGCGCAAGUCAAAGUAGCGGAAGUUGAAUGUGAUAAAGUGGAUAAUAAAGCUAAAUUGGAAGCAACCUUAGAAGAAGAGGCAGCCAUCAAGAGGGAGAACCAGGAGCGAGAGAUGGAACGUAUGGCAGAAGCUGCAGAAAAAGCUAAAGAAAGCUUACAGGUUGAAGCCAGCAAGGAAAUAGAGUCAGCAGUGGAUCUGGAAGCAGCAGUUGUCAGCGUAAAGCAAAGCCAGAAUACUGUCGAUGCAGAGCAGGAAUUGGCUAAUGUAGACUUGACAAUGCAUUCUGAGACCUUGAAAGAUCCAGCCCCUGUGUUAGAAGGAAUUAAGGGUGAAGAGAUUACAAAAGAGGAAAUAGAUAUGAUUAGUGAUGCUUGCACCAAGUUGAAGGAACAGAAGAAACUACUCACCAAAGAGAAGGAAGAGCUAGAGGAAUUGAAGGGGGAUGUACAAGAGUAUAAUGAGGAUUUAGAAGAGAUUAAGAAGGAAUUUUCCAAAACUGGAAAGGAGACUGUUGUAGAAGAGUCCAAAGCUAGCAAACGAUUAACAAAGAGAGUAAACCGAAUGAUUAGCCGAAUUGACACGCUCAUUGUUGAGCUGGAGAAGGGCAAAGAGGUGCUGGAUGAUCGACUGGAUAGUGAUGCAACACCCCAUACAGGUUUGUAUUUCACCUUUAGGGAAAAUAUCAUCAGCAUCAAUGAACUAAUCAGCGCAAUGAGGCAGAUCCAGAAUAUCCCCCAGCACAAAUUACAGAAGAUUGCUGAAUCCCUGGAUGAAAACAAGGAUGGCAGAAUUGAUAUCAAUGAUGUUAUAAAAGUAGUGAAGUUAAUUGAUAAAGAAGACAUAGAUAUCUCUACCAACCAGGUUGCAGAGAUUUUAGAACUGUUGCGUAAAGAAGAGAAAGUUGUUGAACACCAAAAAGCAAAAGAAAAAUCAGUGAAGGAACAAGUGGCAGAAGUCCAGAAUUAAACAGCUUCAAGUAAUAAAAUGCUUAUGAUAUCAGAAUUCGUUUAACUUUGUUUGAUUUUUGAAAUCAGUUGUAACUACAUCUAGAGGAAUCGAACAAUACUGCAGAAGAAUUGUAGAUUGAUUGUGCUACAGAAAUGGAAUAAUGUUUUCUGUUAUGCCAGGAAUCCCACCUUUCCAGAAGCUUGGAAACAAUAUGAAAGAACUGUUUCUUUGAAAAUGCAGUUAUAAAAGAAAUGUUGUGAUGUGAAAAGCUCUAAUAAUAUUGUUUUUAUAAUUGAACAAAGCAACAGAAAAACAUUAGCCUUGGUGGUCAUUGGUCUGUUUUCUAAAAUGCUUACACAAUUUUGGUUUCCAUUUGGUGCCAGAUUAAGUGAAGUUUAUAUUGAUUCUUCGGUAUUUCCUCACUACUUGUACAAAACUUCCAGGUUAGUGUAUGGAAAUUGAUGCGUUACCACUAUUAAUUUGUAGUAUUUGUAUUACCACAAAUCUGUAAUACCGAACCCAUUUAUCUUCAAAUCUUUCAAAAUUGGGUUUAACUUCAAAACUCAAUCUUGUUGUAUCCAGUAAAACUGAUUUUGGAUGAAUUCUAGGAGGUGCAAUAUCAGAGGAAUUAGAUAAAUGCGCCAAACCAAAGAAUAUUUUAGCUCAUUUUGGAUACUCUAAAUUCCUUUUGCAUCCUUAAGGUGUUAAAUCUGACAUAUAGUGCAUCUACUUAUUUAUAAUGUAGGCAUUUUUAAUAAAUAGUAUGGAUAUUAGACUACAUUGGCAUUGUUUAUUUCUGCACACCCCAAGCAGAUUAUGUUUUACUCUAUGCGUUUGUUUGCAUAUGUUUUGUGGAUCAGGUUUUUAGGAAUACACUCAGGUAUUGCUAAAUUCAUUUUUAAGUGGUUAACUUAAAAAAAAACAGCAUGUCCCAUCUUUCAAAUUAUAUCCUUGUAUUUAUAUUGUGGUGAUUGCAGCAAUCAAUGUGUUUAUCUGUGCAAGAUUGUAGUAUACUAAUGGAUAAUGAUGUAGCUAUGGAAAUUUGAAUGUUAACUACAUUUCCGUCAUAGAACAUCUCAGUAUUUCACUGUUUGUUUGCCUUGCCAUGGGAACAUGGAUUCAAUGUGCAAAAUAUUUUUUCUUUCUUGCAUAAAUUCAAAAUGAACCUACACAUGAAUAUGAUGGUUAAAAAUGUUAACUUGUAGACUGUACAAAGUUUUGAUUUCCAUUUGGUGCCAGAUUAAGUGAAGUAUAUAUUGAUUCUUCGGUAUUUCCUCACUACUUGUACAAAACUAAUGAGAAAUCACUAAUCAUACAACCUUUGUGCACAAUCUGUGCUAUAUUUGCACUAUUGACUUGUAUAUGUUUUUUUUUGAUGUUUUUGUUUUAGAUUUGACAUUGAUUAUUUGAGUAAAGUUGAUGUUAGUCUCACUAAUAAUAGUGACAAAGUGUAUGUAUGGUUUGAUGGCAUUUGUCAUGAAAACUGCAUUUUUUGGCUGCAAAAUUAUUGGAUUGUUUUUCCCCUAAACCUAAUUAAGAAAAUUAACUAUUUUAUGACAUUGUUUUAGUCCAUUUUAUAUAUUUCUGAUUUUUGUUUUUGCAUGACCAUAGCCCCCUUUCCAACUCUUGACUGAAACUUUCAAGUUUCGAUACUGUUUCCCCUGCACUUACAUCUAAUAUGGAAAGAUGCACAGCAUCAAACUGGUUAUUUGGAAAUGAGCAAUUGAUAAUUCAGGCGAUUACGCUGUGGAAAUGAGAUCUGUGCAAAUUGAUGCUUUUCACUAGCUUCAGAGGAAACAUCAGACCAGCUUAAUGUAUAUGGUUAGCUUAUCAGGCUGGAAAAGGACUCUCCAUAAAUUUGUUUCUAACAUUGAAAGAAAUUGAAUUGGCAAUAUGCUACAUGAAGCCUUUGCACGUUUAGCUCUUUGCAAUUUCUGCAUCAUUCUCAACAGCCAACAGGGGUAUACUGGAGAUAUUCACCCUCGUUACUUUCCAUCAAGUAUUUUGUUGUGACACCAAAUGUGGAGAAACCUUGUUUGGAAUUUUAUUUCCUCCCAAACCUGUCUUCAAGUCUGUGCAACCCUUUCAAUUAUUCUGUAAUAAUAUUGUUGGAUUCUGGUACGUUGCAGUGCAGAGUAAUAUCCUUUUUACUUCUGGGCCUGGAUUCAAAUCAAGCCGGAAGUGAUAUGUUUGGUAACAUAAUUAAAGCUGCCCUAAAUUUGGGAUUAUCACAAAGUGUAGCUGGUGCUGAGAAUGUAAAAUUUCACACUUACUGCUCGGUAGUUGGAAAUUGAAUUAGAAAGAGCUUUACUUUCCCUCUGUCUGUAUUAUACCCAGUGUGGACCUACCUGAUUACAACUCUAAGUGAAAUAUAAUAUGUUUUGAUGAAUGGAACAUGAUAGUAAGCAAGAUUGAAAGUCAAUGACACCAGAUUUUCAAAGAAGAGGCACAAGGAACUAGGCAAUCUGAAAAUUUGAGAGUAGUAUAUGGACUCUCAUUAAGUAACUGCAGAGUAAAUUAGAAAUACUAAUCAAAGUGCACUUUUAAAAUGAAAUUUAAAGGGGAGAAUAUUAAUUUCAAUGAUUCAUUUUGCCUGUUGAAAAUAUUCUGUUCUGAAAUGAUGAAUUCUAAGUGUUAGUUAUGGCGUUAAAAAUACUGAAAUGUUGUAGGCUAGAGAUCAUUGUCUUAGUAACUACAGGCUAUGGCCCUGCUUUAAUAACUUGUACCUGCUAGAGCAUGAAUGUGUACAGAAAUGGUGCUCUGAUCUUUGGAAAAUAUAAAAGAUAUUUUUAGAAGUUACAUGAAAACAAUGGUCUAGACUUGGAGUAGUUAACUUCAAAGAAAUCUGGGAAUUUGUGUAUAAAAAUUGGAAAAUGAAUUAAAGUGCACAAAGUUAAAUCCGAACAAAA
Hemiscyllium ocellatum (epaulette shark) is the source of this 5545-nucleotide messenger RNA. RefSeq names its product leucine zipper-EF-hand containing transmembrane protein 1 (gene letm1). Lineage: Eukaryota; Metazoa; Chordata; Chondrichthyes; Orectolobiformes; Hemiscylliidae. Gene Ontology annotation, molecular function: calcium ion binding; ribosome binding. The coding region runs from base 351 to 2654 and encodes 767 amino acids. The transcript has 14 exons. The record is from RefSeq and is a predicted model, not a curated record. Gene Ontology annotation, biological process: intracellular monoatomic cation homeostasis. Gene Ontology annotation, cellular component: mitochondrial inner membrane.